AUGAGUAGCAUGCUGACGGGUCGAGCACGUGUUGUAUAUGUUGGCGAUGAAUUCAUUCAUUUAUCCAAAGGUGGUUUGGAUGGUAAAAUUGUUGCAUUCAAAGAUUCAUGGCUUGCAACUAGCUAUGAUUUGCAAGACUGGGUCACUUUUAAAGCGAAAUCAUACGAAGCUGAACCUCCUCAUUGUAAUUUUGGUGUUCGAUUCAAAGCUCUAGCAAAAAGUGUAAAAUUUGAAUCAAAGGCCGUAAUGUCGGAAGGUAUUGGGACAUUUUUUAAAGUAGACGAACAUCAAGGCCAGUAUGGUUUUAUUACGACAAAUGAUGGUAAUACAGUCUAUUUCACUGCAAGCGUUGUUCGCCCGGAAACACAAGAUAUUCGUAGUGCAUUUAAAACUGGCGUACAAAUACGAUAUAAAGCGAUUGAACAAAAGCAAAAUAAUUGUCGUUGGAGAGCAAUUGCUGUUUGUAACAAAAAUGCUACAUUUGAGAGCUUUUCGUCGCGACAACAGAAGCCUGCUGAUAUAUCGAACAAUAAACAAGUUGCUGCAACUCUUAAAAAAACAUCUCAAAGCUCUACACCAACAGCGAAUACUGUGACAAAGCAUGUUGCAAACAAUGAAGUGCAUCCCAAUGGCCUGCAGACUGCAACAUGGGCAACGAAUAAUUUGUCUCAGAAUAAUAAUAUACAAUCGACGAAACAAUCAAAUUCAGCGCUUGAUUCAUGUCCAAAUUCUGUUUCUUAUUCCGAAACUUCGGGUGCUAUAGGAUCGAAGCUAUUGUCGUCUACUUCUCUUCUAACGACGAAUGCUUUAUCAUCAUCAGCUUCAUUUGUUGAAUCUACAGGAACUGGUGAUGCUUAUGAAGAUGCUGUCAGAUUGAUGGCAUAUUUUAGGCAUUUAGUAACUGAAUGCUCAUGUCAGUCAUGUAUUUUACGUUAA
This is a messenger RNA of Brugia malayi, 936 nucleotides long. RefSeq lists its product as uncharacterized. Bases 1 to 936 code for a protein of 311 amino acids. The transcript is spliced from 7 exons. Lineage: Eukaryota; Metazoa; Nematoda; Chromadorea; Rhabditida; Onchocercidae. The record is from RefSeq and is a predicted model, not a curated record.